Ostrea edulis (European flat oyster) is the source of this 5842-nucleotide messenger RNA. RefSeq names its product polypyrimidine tract-binding protein 2-like. Bases 212 to 1309 code for a protein of 365 amino acids. The transcript has 11 exons. NCBI's taxonomy places the organism in Eukaryota, Metazoa, Mollusca, Bivalvia, Ostreida, Ostreidae. Gene Ontology annotation, cellular component: nucleus. The record is from RefSeq and is a predicted model, not a curated record. Gene Ontology annotation, molecular function: mRNA binding. Gene Ontology annotation, biological process: regulation of RNA splicing.
AGAAAGAAAAGAAAAAAAAGACACGGGAUCAAAUAUCAUUAUUUUCAAACCAUUUGUGUUAAAACUUGCUGAGUUUUUCAUUUAGCGUCCAGUUAGCAUUUCCUGCAGAAGAUAAGACGCAAAGAACCUGACUGUCCCAAGAAAAACUUUUUGCACAGUUUAAAUGUGAAGCUAAGAAUACAUAUAUCUUGAUAAUUCAUAUUCGCACACCAUGGUGCUUUGUCCUGGAUUUAAAAAAAAUGGCCGACCAUGUACAAAUAUUUUGGAACAGAAAAGUAAAUACUGCAAAAUGUGUGGAUGGAAAAUAGACCCUGAAAUUUUCCAAAGGGUGGCCAUUUCUUGUCCAAACAUUGCACUGACCUCCAAGGAGCAGUGUGGAACAUGGAUAGAGAAAGGUCAAAUAUUCUGCGACCAGUGUGGAUGGGAAGUCAACCAAGACCUCUUCGGGUCCCAGAAGAGCACAGACUCUUCAAACCUGUCAUGUAAUGAAUAUGUUAAUCUUCAGACUCAGAUGAAGAAAAUUACACUUAAUAAAGAACAAACUGAUCGUCCACAGGAUUGUUCACUGCAAUUUCAGGAUAUGAACCCUUUGGAGAGUCCCAAUACUGCAAGUUCUUACUGCAAUAGUGAAAACUCAGCUUCUUUGUCGCCAAGGGAGGGCAGAGAGGUGACCAAGGGACGAAUCCUGUUUGUUCACAACUUAAAUGAAGAGAAAGUAACUGUAGAGGGACUGUUCAAUUUGUUUGGUAUUUAUGGCCGAGUAGAAAUUGUGAAGUUGUUCUACAACAGGAAGAGCUCCGGACUUAUACAGAUGAACACAGAGGAACAUGCAACACUAGCCUUAAAUAAUUUGGACAGACUGACUUUAUGGAAUAACACCUUGCACAUUCAGUAUUCUAGAGUGAAGACUAUCAGUGUAGCGGACCAUGCCCAGUUCACAAAAGAUUACAGAAACUGUAGAAUCCAUCGGGGAGGUGAAACAUUUAAGUAUGUGAAGAUAGCCUGUGCACCAUCUCCUAUAAUCCAUCUGGCCAAUUUAUUGAACACCAUCACGAAAGAAGAUAUCAUGGAUGUAUUUUUGGAAUAUGGAAAUGUGUUGGAGGUACUGGUAUUUAGAUCGCAUGGAAAGCAGUCAGCCCUGGUGAGGUAUUCCUCUGUAGAACAGUCUGCCUUGGCCGUUAUGGCCAUGCACAACUUCCCUUUGCCAGACAAGAGCCAUUUGAUUGUUUCAUUUUCCCACCAUAAGUCCUUGAACAUGCAUGGUAACCAUCGAGGAAGUGACACAGAACGCAAUCCACUGCAGGCUUAAAAGUUUUGUUACUGGGGCGUAAAAUGACGAAUGGUUCCAUGUUUCCAAAUAAUGUUGAAAUUGAUAUAGAUUCUUUACUGAACAGUAGGCACAAAAUAUGUGCACUUAUUUGUUGUGUUUUGGAAGCAGUAGUAGGUGAUUAUGUUAACAUAACUGUGGGUUAUGUUUUUGUUCAUUACACGAGUAUAUAUAAUCAAGUUGUUUUGACAUACCUACAAUGUGUUCAUUUUUGAUAGAAAAGUGUUUUUUUUAAUUCAUCAUACAGUGAUCAGUUUUCAGGAUUUCUAAUUAUAUAAAAAAGCAUAUGAAAAAUUGGGGAUUUAAUCAAUAUGAAGUGAUGCUGGUCGACAGCUAGCAGAAUAUAUGCUUCCCCAAACAAAGUAAACACCACAUUGUGUUCAUAUCAGUUCUUGUGUAAAAUUGGUGCAAGUAUAUUUUUUCUACAUCAUCGUUCAGAAAUAUUGUAUUCAUGUGGUUGUGCUUUAUUUCACAUAUUUCAGUGUGUAUUUCAUGUUAUUAUAUAUACGACAUACAUUAUAUUUUCAUGUAGUGUGGUAACUGUGUAUCGUAAUACUUUGUCAUUACUGAACAUAAAGAUGUAGUACACAAAGGCACUGCCAUUAUAAUUUUUUUUUAUGUUUUUGUUCGUUAAUUUGUAUGUAUGUAGAAUAUACAACGAUGUGUUCAAUAUACCUUAUUUAACAUUGUUAUUCAGAUAUCUUCCUUUCAUUUUGAUAUUGGCUAGAAAUUCACCAUGUUUUGAAUAUGUAGAUUGUUUGUAGGGGGGGGGGUGUUAUAGUAAAAACUGUCCUAUCCAUCACCUGUGUAAUCCAGCAUUUCUUCUUGUGGUCUUUAUAUACUGUGCAAUCUGACAUCCUAUCUAAUCCAACACAUAAACUGUAAACUGUCACAGCUUGAUGAUGACUGAUACUACCAUAAGGAAGUUCAUAAACUGUAAACUGUCACAGCUUGAUGAUGACUGAUACUACCAUAAGGAAGUUCAUAAACUGUAAACUGUCACAGCUUGAUGAUGACUGAUACUACCAUAAGGAAGUUCAUAAACUGUAAACUGUCACAGCUUGAUGAUGACUGAUACUACCAUAAGGAAGUUCAUAAACUGUAAACUGUCACAGCUUGAUGAUGACUGAUACUACCAUAAGGAAGUUCCACUUUCAUGUGAUUUAUCAAUAAUGAUGGUUGAAAGUGGAAAAACUGUAUUAAUUUCCACUCAAUAUAGUUUAAUUUAAUUAAUAACUAAAGACAAUGUGCAUGUUGCCACCUUUUUUAAGAUGUCAGACAUACAAAAACAGAAGUAUUGGUCAACAUCAGAAAAUCACACAUUUUAAUAAAACAGAAUAAAACGAGAUAAAAAUUUAUUAGAAUGACAAAUUUUAAAUUUCAACAGUUUAGAAAAACUGCAUAUUUAAAAAAUAUGUAUAAAGUAAUUGUGGAUAUUAGGGAAAACAUUGUAUAAUAUAGACAUACAGUAAACGAAAUACCAGCAUAGGAGUUAUUGUCCUUAGCAACAUUUUCUAAAUAUAUUGUAAAUUAUUGAUAAUCUAUGGAAAAUAUUUCACUAUCAAUAGUUUAACGGAUUUUUUAUUUUAUCCAAUGAAAAAAUUCCUGUGAAAGAUGUAUUUCUCCUUUAUAAAAAAAGGUGUAUAGUACAAUAUGUACGUACAUGCAGUUUCCAGUACUGUUGUUUCAUAUUCUUGAUUGAAAUGAUUGUGCUCACCAUUAGGUAAAUGACAGAUUCUGUUAGUUUCAUCUGUUUAUGAAUCUAAGUUACAUUUGUUCAAAUAUCUAAGUCAUAUUGGUUCUCAAGUCAAAGUUACGUCUGUUCAUGUGUGGAAGUUAUGUUUGUUCCCGAGUCUAUUAAGUUACAUCUGUUCACGAGUUGAAGUGAAACAAUUUGGAAGUCCUUCUCAUCUCUAGCUCUAUAACAUUAAACUGGUACUCUCUGUCACUAUACUGGUACUCUCUAUCACUAUACUGGUACUCUCUAUCACUAUACUGGUACUCUUUAACAUUAUACUGGUACUCUUUAACAUUAUACUGGUACUCUCUAACAUUAUGCUGGUACUCUUUAACAUUAUACUGGUACUCUCUAACAUUAUACUGGUACUCUUUAACAUUAUACUGGUACUCUCUAACAUUAUACUGGUACUCAUCAUUAUACUGGUACUCUCUUACAUUAUACUGUUACUUUCUGUCAUUAUACUGUUACUCUCCAUCAUUAUACUGGUACUCUCUAUCACUAUACUGGUACUCUCUAUCAUUGUACUGAUACUCUCUAACAUUAUACUGGUACUCUCUAACAUUAAACUGAUACUCUGUAACAUUAAACUGAUACUCUCUAACAUUAUACUGGCACUCUCUAUCACUAUACUGGUACUCUGUAACAUUAAACUGGUAUUCUGUAACAUUAAACUGAUACUCUCUAACAUUAUACUGGCACUCUCUAUCACUAUACUGGUACUCUCUAUCAUUAAACUGAUACUCUCUAACAUUAUACUGAUACUCUCUAACAUUAUACUGGUACUCUCUAACAUUGAACUGAUACCCUCUUAACAUUAAACUGGUACUCUGUAACAUUAAAUUGGUACUCUCUAACAUUAUACUGGUACUCUGUGUCUCUAACAUUCUACUGAUACUCUAUAACAUUAAACUGGUACUCUGUAACAUUAUACUGGUACUCUCUAACAUAAAACUGAUACUCUCUAACAUUAAACUGGUAUUCUGUAACAUUAAACUGAUACUCUCUAACAUUAAACUGGUAUUCUGUAACAUUAAACUGAUACUCUCUAAAAUUAUACUGGUACUCUCUAAAAUUAUACUGUUACUUUGUAAUACCAUACUGAUACUUUCUAACAUUAUACUGGUAGUCUCUAUUGUUAUAUUGGUACUCUCUGACAUUAAACUGGUACUCUCUAACAUUAAACUGGUACUAUCUAACAUUAUAUUAGUAGUUUCUAAAAUUACACUAGUUCUUGUGUCUAUAUCCAGAGUUGUUGAAUUUCUGAAUGCCCUGGUCCUUUCCUGUUCUGGUUGAGACAAGUGUUAUCUUUAACUUGUGCCAAGUUAGUUCACCUUGAAACCCUCUGUCUUGCUAUAGAUUUUGUUAACCUGACUCUGUUUUUGGAAAUAGUUGUCUUUUGUAGUCAGUCUCUGUACUUCAUACCUUGAACCUGUGACAUUGACCUAGCAUUUAGAUCAUUUACGUCACAUUUUAGAGAAUUCCAGUCUCCUAUGUAAGAAUCUGACUCUUUUCUGUGUUUGCACCACUCAAAAUCUCUGAACUUUUUACACUCUCUGAUGCCCUCUUUCCCUGUUAUUCAUACCUAUUGUUUUGCUAUACAUGUAUAGUAUACAUGUAUAUACAUCCUCAGUGGCUAAGAUGAUUUAAUAUGGUGUUUCUUAAAUCAACUUUGUGCAACUUGACUGACACCACAGUAAUGUGUUAGAUUAACCCCUUGAAUAUACCUCCGGUCUUGUCUUUUUCAGUGAUUGUUCAUUAUUAGCAAGAUGGAAGAAAUGGAAUUUGUGCAUGUUCACUCUUUAAACAUCAUGAGGGAUUAGGAAGGAGUCCAUUAGCAUGAAAUAACACAAAAACUGCUUUUUUAUCUCAUUGGGACGAAUGUCCACAAAGUAAUUGUCAUGACCCCAGUGUCGGCAUCACACUUUAAGGAAAAACCUUUAACCUGAGCUCCACCUUUUCUACCAAAGGAUGUAGGGCUUUAAUACUCCACAUAUAGAUGCCUCAUGACCGGGCCUUUUAUUGGUGUUUGUUUACAUUUUAGUCAAAAUGUAAAACAUUGAAGCUUCAAUGGGAGAAAAGGAUAUACCAUUAGAUAGGCAAAGUCAUUCAUAAAACAUAUAUAUUGGUAGACUCCAUAGUUUGUGACUGUAGGGGAAACUAUUAUGGAAAAUGUACUUUGCAGAAAGUUUAAAUUUUCACUUUUAUUAAACUUUUUUUAUUUCAAAAUCUUAAAUCUGUUUCGUGAAACCAGAUCCAACUACAGAAUAAUGUAUAUUCUCUUCAUUUUACAUAACAGUUCAGCAAUGUUGAAAGCAGUACUUCAGAAGGACAUUAUGGUCAAACUAACCACAGCAGAAACUUUUAAUUCAAUCACAAUCAUGACAUUGUUUCAAAAUCAAUCAAGACAGAAUUCUCUUUUAUAUUGUUUGUGUGUUGAACUCAUGAAAAUAAUCAAAAUAUCCUGAUUUGUUAUUGAAAUAAAUUCCAUAUCCAACCCUCAGAACAUUGAAUAUAUCCUCUGUGUACAACAUGUUUCACAAAAUCUGGAGGCUGUUUUUGCUAUUGUUUUUUGUUUAUAUUUUGUAUUAGCUUUAUGUUGAAUGUUUUCAUAAAGAUUUCUUCGCAGUUGAUUUUAUUGUUUAAGGUUGUGUUUAAGUGUUUUGUAUAUAUACAACAAUCUUGCCAUAGGUACUGGCCUCGGGUUAAACAGUUUCAUUUAUACUCUGUAUAAAGAUAUUAUGAUAUAUUCACCAAUAAAUCUAAGUCAUAAAAUA